This is a messenger RNA of Cyclopterus lumpus (lumpfish), 2680 nucleotides long. RefSeq names its product ribosomal protein S6 kinase b, polypeptide 1b (gene rps6kb1b). Bases 118 to 1635 code for a protein of 505 amino acids. The transcript is spliced from 15 exons. The record is from RefSeq and is a predicted model, not a curated record. Lineage: Eukaryota; Metazoa; Chordata; Actinopteri; Perciformes; Cyclopteridae. Gene Ontology annotation, molecular function: ATP binding; protein serine/threonine kinase activity. Gene Ontology annotation, biological process: signal transduction; protein phosphorylation.
AAUGCGCAUGCUCAGUGUAGUAGCCGGUUAUGGCGGCGGUGUGUGUUCGUCCAUGAGGUGGGGGGACGCCUGCUAUUCUUGCAGUCUGUGACGGAGCGAACCGAGCGAAGCGCUGCCAUGGCCGGAGUGUUUGACAUUGAUCUGGACCAGCCGGAGGAAAAUGUCUCCGACGACGAGAACGAGGAGAUUCAAAUCGUUGACAUCAUGGACCAGUGCAGUGGAUUUGAGUUCAACAUGGACGACUGUGAGAAGAUUGAGAUAUCGGAGGACAACGUCAAUCAGGGGACGGAGAACAUCAGACCCGAGUGCUUUGAGCUGCUGCGGGUCCUGGGGAAAGGGGGUUAUGGAAAGGUUUUUCAAGUUCGAAAAGUUGUUGGAGCUGCAUCUGGCAAAAUAUUUGCCAUGAAAGUUUUAAAAAAGGCUAUGAUUGUACGCAACGCCAAGGACACGGCCCAUACCAAGGCGGAGAGGAACAUCCUGGAGGAGGUGAAGCACCCCUUCAUAGUUGAUCUCAUCUACGCCUUCCAGACCGGAGGGAAGCUGUAUCUCAUCCUGGAGUACCUCAGCGGAGGAGAACUUUUCAUGCAGCUGGAGAGGGAGGGCAUCUUCAUGGAAGACACGGCCUGUUUCUACCUGGCAGAGAUCUCCAUGGCUCUGGGCCACCUGCACCAGAAGGGCAUCAUCUACAGAGACCUGAAGCCUGAGAACAUCAUGCUCAACAACCAUGGACACGUGAAGUUGACAGACUUUGGACUGUGUAAAGAGUCGAUUCACGACGGCACGGUCACCCACACGUUCUGCGGCACCAUUGAAUACAUGGCCCCAGAGAUCUUGAUGAGAAGCGGACACAACAGAGCAGUAGACUGGUGGAGUCUGGGCGCUCUGAUGUACGACAUGCUCACCGGAGCGCCACCGUUCACUGGUGAAAACCGCAAAAAGACCAUUGACAAGAUCCUGAAGUGUAAGCUCAGCCUCCCACCCUACCUCACACAAGAAGCAAGAGAUCUCCUGAAACGGCUGUUGAAGAGAAACGCCUCAUCGCGGCUGGGAGCGGGAGCAGGAGAUGCCACGGAGGUGCAGGCCCAUCCCUUCUUUAGACACAUCAACUGGGAGGAUUUACUGGCUCGGAAAGUGGAGCCACCCUUCAAACCUUUCCUGCAAUCGGCCGAAGACGUGAGUCAGUUCGACUCAAAGUUCACCAGUCAGACACCAGUCGACAGCCCGGAUGACUCCACCCUCAGCGAAAGUGCCAAUCAAGCUUUUCUGGGUUUCACGUACGUCGCCCCGUCAGUCCUGGAAAACAUCAAAGAAAGGUUCGCAUUUGAGCCUAAAAUCCGCUCACCUCGACGCAUCGUGGGCAGCCCAAGAACACCUCUCAGCCCAGUCAAGUUCUCCGGUGGAGAGUGCUGGGCCCGGAGCCCCCUUCACCCUGGCGCAGGACCAAGUGUCCUCCAGUCUCCUCAGGACCAGGCCAUGGAGCUGUCCACCCCGGAGCAGAUGGACGUCACAACGAGCUCCGAGGUCUCGGCCCCUCUUCCCAUCCGUCAGCCUUCCGGGGUCAACCUGGCUCAGAUGAAGCAGCAGGCCUACCCCAGCAUUGCCAAGCGGCCCGAGCAUUUACGUAUGAACCUAUGACCCCACCGCGCCUCUUUAGGAAAGUUUAUUUCGUGACUCUUUUUUAUUAUUAUUUUUUAAAGAAACAAAGCAAAAAGGUAUGGAUGCUCGAGACAAUUCAAAAAUCCAAAUUUGCACAUCCGCACACUCCGUAUACUGUCACAACCUGGAGUUUGUCCGUGGGUCUGCGACUCCAGCGCGCUGCAGUGAGGUGCUACCGACGAUAUCAGCGCCUCGCCACUUCUCCUCAGGUCUCGUGACCCUUUCUGAACUGGACUAGUGGGACUGGAAACCUUUUGAGGAGCCGCGGCCUUUCCAACCUGGAAAUCAAAGGCGACCAUGUAUCACACCGUAUGCAAGCUAUUUACUCUGAAAUGCCGUCAGUCUACUGUACAAGAUGACGUCCAGAGUGCUUUGUGCUAUUUGAAUGAAUGCCAGUGAGGCAAACUACUUCCAUUGGGAGAUUUUGAAAGAUAUUCUCAGACAACAACAAAUGCUUCCUGGCUCUGAAUGAAACUAUAUAAAUUAGGUUAAUUAUUGAAAAGGAUCAAAGAAAUGAGCAUUGUGAGCAGCGGAUAAGCAGAGGUUCUGUUAUUGAUGAAUAUAGCUUCAUGUCUUAAGAUGUUUUACACAAUGGAUGCAUUAACUGUGUUAUACAUCAAUGAUGACUCAAAGAGCCUCAAUUAAACAAGAAAAAAAACUUUGACUUUACAUUCUUUCAGCAUUGAAGGCUUAUUUGAUGUGGGAACCUUAUUUCAAUGAUCUGCUCUUAAAGCUUUCUACACUGUACGAUGAAUCACUGGAUUAGUUGACACAUUAGACAUAAUUCAGCUUGAUCACCACGACCACCCACAAAUGUCAAACUGAUCUCGGUUGACCCCCGCUCUGGUCGCCACGGAGAGAGUUCAUACUGGAGACUGUGGCACCAGUUGAUCUGGAUCUGCAGUUGUGGGCUUUAAUGCUCCGAAAACAUGUACAGCCUCUUACAUCAGCUCACUUGUUUAAGAGGGACAUUUUUAGAAAUCCCCAAAAGCAAGAGAAAUUCUAAUAAAAUGUAAAAAAUAUA